This is a messenger RNA of Trypanosoma cruzi, 870 nucleotides long. RefSeq names its product mucin-associated surface protein (MASP), putative. The transcript has a single exon. The record is from RefSeq and is a predicted model, not a curated record. Bases 1 to 870 code for a protein of 289 amino acids. Lineage: Eukaryota; Euglenozoa; Kinetoplastea; Trypanosomatida; Trypanosomatidae.
AUGGCGAUGAUGAUGACUGGCCGUGUGCUGCUGGUGUGUGCCCUCUGCGUGCUGUGGUGCGGUGCCGGCGGUUGUUUUGCCAACGAGGAGAGGGCAGGUCUUGGAAGUGGUGGUGAACCUCUGGUGCAAUCACAAAAACUUGGAACGCCUCGACAAGAAACCCAGGAUUUAAAAGUUGGACCAACAGUUGUUAAUGGAAAGAUGCCACCCGCAUCUUCCACACCUACAGAGGAAGAGGUUGAUGAUGAUGACGAUGAUGAUGAUGAUAAUGAGGAAGAAGAAACGGAAGAGGAAAAACAAAAAAAAAUUAAAGCACCAACCGAGACACACGAGGGUAAAAAUAAUGAGGUAUCAUCCCUACCACCGCCACCAUCGGGAGACCCAACAGCAGAGCGAGAAAACUCACAUAAUUCAAAAAAAAUAACGAACGAAGCCACGCCGUCAGGAGCAGCAAUGGAAUCAAAGGCACCGGAACAGCCUUCAGGGGAUGCUACACAAGGACAGCACAGUCAUGACACAGACACAGAGGAUCCGACGAAGAAUGCAGCAACCGGCAGUCCAGCAGAAACAGCAACAUCAUCUACCUCUGCAAGUGGUAGCGGUGAUCAUGCCCAGAAUAAGGCAGAUGAGGAUGAUGCUCAAAGCUCUGAAGAACAACACGACAGCCUUGACACUGGCAAUACCAACGUUGUUCCAACACUCAGUGAGGAAUCACCAAAAACGGCAGAAAGAAUCACCACCGCCAACACAACCGAUACGGCGACGACUGGCGACAGUGACGGCAGCACCGCAGUCUUCCACUCCACCUCCCCUCUUUUGCUUCUUCUUGUUGUUGCGUGUGCGGCUGCUGCUGCGGUGGUGGCCCCGUGA